Sturnus vulgaris (Common starling) is the source of this 769-nucleotide messenger RNA. The record is from RefSeq and is a predicted model, not a curated record. Lineage: Eukaryota; Metazoa; Chordata; Aves; Passeriformes; Sturnidae.
UUCCUGGGCAGGGCCCGGCAGGGAUUCGAGCGCGGAGAGCGCGACGGCAACCGGCGGCGUCUGGGACACAUCUUCAACAGGGUGGAUAUAAAUAAAGAUAAAAAAAUCAGUGCCAAGGAAAUGCAACGUUGGAUCAUGGAAAAAACUGAUGAGCAUUUCCAGGAGGCCGUGGAGGAAAAUAAAAUUCAUUUUAAAGCUGUGGAUCCCGAUGGGGAUGGUCACGUGUCAUGGGAUGAAUAUAAAAUAAAAUUCUUGGCAAGCAAAGGCUUCAAUGAGAAGGAAAUUGCAGAGAAAAUCAAAAAUAACGAGGAAUUAAAAAUUGAUGAGGAAAGUAAGUGCAGGCUGCUGCUGAGCGAGCAGGAAUUCCUGAGCUUCCUGCACCCCGAGCACAGCCGGGGAAUGCUGCACUUCAUGGUGCAGGAGAUCAUCCGGGACCUGGGUAAUCCUGCUUUUUAUGGGAUUUGUGCCCAUGAAUUCCUGGUUUUAUGUGGAUUUAUUGGGAGGGUUUGCACAGCCAUGGCUGCUGCACUUCAUGGUGCAGGAGAUCAUCCGGGACCUGGUCAGGAAUACAUGGAUCCCAUGAACGAGCACAACGCUCUGAACGAGGCGCGGCAAAUGAUCGCCGUGGCCGACGAGAACCAGAACCACCAGCUGGAGCUGGACGAGAUCCUCAAAUACAGCGAAUAUUUCACGGGCAGCAAACUCAUGGAUUAUGCCCGUAACGUCCACGAGGAGUUCUGAGCUUCCUCUCCUCAUCCUCAUCAUCAUC